GGCCGGAGAGGAUGUUACCGCGCAUGCGCAGAGUGGGCGGCCGUUGUCUCAGUCAGGGAGGGGAGGCGGCAGCGGCGGCUCCUCUCAGUUCGGCCAUGAACGGGUUCCGUGUCGGGGCGACCCCCUUGGGCUUCUCCGCGGCGGCUGCCCGGGGCGGCAGCAGCGAGAGCCUGGAGAAGAUCGACAUGUCGCUGGAUGAUAUAAUUAAAUUGAAUAAGAAAGAAGAGAGAAAGCAGUACUCCCCCAAAAUGAACAGAAGGCUUCAACAGAAUGGAACUCGACAGUUCAGGAUGAGGGGGACCAGGUGGGGAAUCCAACAGCAGACAGGUUUCGGUAAGAACCGUUUGGGACGCAGAAGGAGGGUAACAGGGAAGAAGCGACCCUAUGGAGUUAUAACUGGCUUGGCAGCGAGGAAAGUACUAGGUUCACGUGGAGGGAUUAGUCCUCUGAACAGACAACCACUUAGCGAGAAGAACACACAGCGAAACUACCCAGUUUUGAAAAGGAAAAUGACCCUUCAGAGGCCGUUUGAAUUGCAGAGAAAACAAAUGCCAGCUCUCAGGAGGCCUGUCCCAUUAAACAGGAGGAGUAAUAUACCAUCCACUUUUGCCAGAAUUGGAAAUAAACUAAACCAGCAGAAAGACAUGCGUCAAGCAACUUUCCUCUUCAGGAGGGGUCUGAAGGUGCAGGCACAAGUACAGCCAGUAGAAGAAUUUCUGGAUAAUCAGGCAGCAAAGAGAACUCGCCAAUGGCGAACUUCCACCACAAAUGGAGGCAUUCUGACUGUAUCUAUUGACAACCCUGGAGCAAUCCCAUCCCCAGUUUCCCAGAAGGCACGGCUAACUCGUGUUCCUAUGCCUCCAUUUCUAAUGAAGAAGGAGCAACCAGAAGAGAAGAAGAUUCCCAAAGGAGUUACGUUGCAAUUUGAUAUCAACAGUGUUGGAAAACAGACUGGAAUGACUUUGAAUGAGCGCUUUGGGAUCCUCAAGGAACAAAGAACAGCCAUGUCUCAGAACAAAGGAAGCCGUUUCGUAACAGUGGAUUAAAGGCUGUUGAAAGGGCACACAUAAAGACUCCACCGAUCUGAGAAACUGGGAUGAAAGUGGGCAGAAGAGUAUAGCAUACGUCAUUGAAGUUCUCCAGACUUUUUGUUAGGAUGCUGACACAACUAAAUAUCCUUAUUGAUUUUACUUUUAAUAGUAAAAAGACACAAUGACCCAGGCAAAAAUGGGGCAACGGAUCUGCUUGGUAAGUGGUGGUGUGUUCUGAUCUAAACCGAUUUUGUGUAACCCCAGCUGGUGAUUAAGGCAGUAGAUUUAUUUCAGUUUCCCUCACAGCCCAAGUACAAACGGCAGGCAAAAGUUAAUUUAUUUUUGUUAGUGACAUUAAGUAUCUGCUCCACAACCCCUACUAUAGUGAAGUUCGUGUCAAUAUUUCCAUUACAGACCUUUUCAGAGGAGCAGAGACUCUGCCAGACAGCUUCACUCCAAAUUGCAGUUUGGCAUAAAGCCUGAGUUGGAGAGUAUUUCUGUUCAAGACGUAGCUGCCUCUUUUUUUUUUCAUAGGGGUUUUGUUGUAAUUCUUUGUGCUUUUGACAUUCGUGGGUUUUUUUCCUUCCUUGGAGACAAAAUUUUUUGCCGCCUCAUUUGAAAAAGUAAAACUACUGUCAGAAAGGCCAGGUACUUAACAGGCAUGAAGUCUAUACUACUCAUCCUUAAAAAUGGUCCCUCCAAGUCAGGGUUGGGCAGUAUGGGAGAAGCUUGUACUGCAACUGUUCAUGUUGUAUCUGCCUCCUCAGUAAAUGUACCUUUCUCUUGCA
Messenger RNA from Gopherus flavomarginatus (Mexican gopher tortoise), 1819 nucleotides. It is a transcript of the gene FYTTD1, whose product is annotated as forty-two-three domain containing 1. The transcript is spliced from 9 exons. Lineage: Eukaryota; Metazoa; Chordata; Testudines; Testudinidae. Bases 12 to 1046 code for a protein of 344 amino acids. Gene Ontology annotation, biological process: mRNA export from nucleus. The record is from RefSeq and is a predicted model, not a curated record. Gene Ontology annotation, molecular function: mRNA binding.